AUGUCGUCUGGCGCAUCGCAGCCCACGCCGGGCCCCGCUAAAUUGCAACCAAUCGACCCGAUUCUGCGCAAUGCGCUCCGCUACACCAUCUCGGCAAAGGAGUACCAGCUGCUGCACCAAUACCUCCUUUCGCGCGCCCCAGUCGUCAAGAAGCGCACAAUAACCCCAAAGCGAUACGAUGCCAUUGUCAAAGGCCCGGAUGACUACAAUGUAGCCGCCUUCCGCGCGGCACUGCGAUUAGGCAUCGUGACCUUCUCGGGGCUGAAGGCAUGGGAAGUCGUUAAGACCAGGCUUCUGUCGCGGGGGACAGCGAAUAGGAACCAGCCCAGAACCUCCGUUUUCAAGUCACCCAACGUCCGCCUCAGCAGCUCCCUCGCCCUCAUACUCCUUUUCCACCGCCUCCUUCGGCGCAUCUUCGUGCGCAUCCGCGAGAGCCUACUCAGCCAUGAAGGCAAGUCGUUCCGGCGGCGGAACCCACGCGUAUCACGUUCCUUGACAUCCAAGUUGGCACCGGCCAUUGGAUCCAGCUUAGCAGGCUUCUUCCUCGCCAUGUACCCAGGAGAUCAGCUGCGCGUCACAAUCGCCAUCUACAUCAUGACAAGGGCUCUGGAAUUUGGCUACAACUACCUGGAGGAGCUGGGGUACAUGAAGAACAGGCCCAGUUGGUUCGGUUCCUGGAUGAUCAUGCCAGUCGCUUGCGGACAGCUACUGCACGCUUUUGUCUUCGACCGCGACUGCUUCCCCUCUGGAUUCGGAGACCAUAUCUUGAAGAACUCGCCAGAGUAUAUACAGAAGCGCCCUGAAGACUAUCCCAGUACAGCGCCCUGGCCAGGCACAUUUGACAUAGUGAACAACCUAGCAGAGAUCUCGCGACAGCGCUGGCCACCCUUCGUAUCGCCCAUCCUCUUCCCCAACGCUGAAACGCUGCCAAAGCGACUGACGUCCAUCUCUCCGAUAACGUCUCCCGCGCAUCCAGCCAUCAAGUCCUUGUCAUGCGCCUUACUCCACCCGCAAGACCCGUCCUGUCUACGCACCUACGUCCAAUACUGGAUCCAAGCCUUCCCCAAAAUCGCCCGCUUCUUCACGCUCUUCUUCACGGCCAUGAGCAUCACGAAAUACAAAGCCUUCCUCUCCGCUCCCAUUGCCUCAUUGAACAGUCUAGCCAAGCGCAUACUGCGCAUGUCGCUCUUCCUCUCUGGUGCCAUAGGAACGAGCUGGGGAUCCAUCUGUCUCUUCCAGAACAUACUUCCUCGAGCCUUCUUGUCAACACAACGCUGGUUCCUGGGUGGUUUCAUAGGCGGACUCUGGGCCUUCUUGGAGAGGAAAGGUGGAAGAAGUAACUUCCUUUAUACAGCGAGGAUGUCGAUUGAUUCCAUGUGGAAGGUGGGUGUUAAGAGGGGGUGGUGGAAGGGUUUCAAGAAUGGGGAUGUGCUGCUCUUUGUUGUUAGUUUGGCGACGGUUAAUGCUCUGUACGAGGUCUCGCCCAGGUCGGUCAAUAGUGGCGUUGCGAGGAAGGGCUUGGGUGUGCUGAGGGGCGAGGGCUGGGUUGACAGAGCGGUGGUGCCGAGAGAAGAUGAAGGCAAAGAAGAGUAA
This is a messenger RNA of Alternaria conjuncta, 1593 nucleotides long. RefSeq lists its product as uncharacterized. NCBI's taxonomy places the organism in Eukaryota, Fungi, Ascomycota, Dothideomycetes, Pleosporales, Pleosporaceae. The coding region runs from base 1 to 1593 and encodes 530 amino acids. The record is from RefSeq and is a predicted model, not a curated record. The transcript has 2 exons.